CGCAGAAUAAGGGAGAGAACUCUCAGAAGUCGGAAGUAAACACAAAUCGAACAAAAUUCAUGUAAUUUUCGGCGAUAUGGCAUAUUUUAUAGCAUAUUUGUCAUGAUUAUAUAAUAAGGACACGGUAUUGAUAAAAAAAUAAGAUUAAAAUGAAAGCAUUACUGAAUAUUAUCAGAUCUCUCUUCAACUUAAUACGAUAUUUAUUAUCUCCCCUGAAGAGAGCAGUAUGUCGGAGAAGACGUUCAUCAGAUAGCGAUUUCUCAACACCUAUGGGUAUGAUAGAUAGUAAUUCAAUGUCUAUAGACAUGACACAAUCAUACCCGAGCAACAGUGAUAUCCAGAUGGAAUCUUGGGAUACUUGGGGUGACCAAUCAUCAGAUCACUAUAGCAAAACACAACAGCAUAUAAAUGAUUAUAGAACUAAACUGCAGAAAGAGGAACCUGAGCCAGAACCUGAACCAGAUUAUUUUGGUGGAAUGGAACCAUCUUUGAAAAAAACACAAAAGAUUGUUAUUAAAAAAAGGGGUGAUAAUUUAGUAAACAAAACAGCGAUAUCAAAUCGUCUAGCCAUGGUGUCAGAUAUUCCUAUGCAGGGUUCUGAACUUGAUACAUGGGAGGAUGAAAAUAGUGCAUGGGAUCAAGUAGGAGAGGAAGAUUUGUCUUACGAGGCAGAGACAGCCAUUAAAGAAAAACGCCGUGCAGAAAGACAUCAACGUCAUUUAGAACAACAAAAAAGAAAACUUGAAAAAGAAUCACGCCUUGGCCGAAAAGAUAGAGAUAUAGUUGCUGUGAAAUUAUCGUGAUAGUGACAAAUCUAAACAAAUUAACUAUGAUUCCGAUAAACUAAGUUCUUAAAUAACAGACCAUAAUCAUGAUAAGUCAUUUUCGUAAUUGGCAAAGCCUAUCUCAUACAAAGUACUGAUCUGAAACUUGUAAAACAGUUAAUAUUUGGUGGUAGUGGAGAGGAGUCUAAUAAUAGAAGAGGAUGUGUAUUGUAUCUAAUUUGCAGAGUGAAAAACAAUUUGAUUUUUAGAUGCUUUAUCAAAAGAUAACUGUGCAAGUAAUUAAUUAGUAAUUAUAUUGGGAUUUAGGCAGGGGAUGUCAGCAUCAAUGUUGGCUUUUUAAUUGAUCUAUUAUGGUGAUUUAAACUUUGCGCUCUGUGUAAGAGGCAGCUAUACGGAUUGGAUAUGCAUUAGAUUUCUGCCAAUUCAAAUAAAUCAAAUAUGCCUCAAGAAUUACGAAUGUCUAUGAUACUGGUAACCACAGUACUUUAUAAUUUAUUGUAUUUUAUUUUUAUUACCUUACCAUUUGCAGAUUACAAUUUGACAAAUGGCAAAUAUUUCUGAUUCUGAUGGUGGUUAGAAUAUGUUCACUGACUGGCCCCACCCCUAUCUCCCUCUCCUCCCUCUUCUAUAGGUGACUUAACAAAAUUACUGUAAAAUGAAUAAGUAUGUGAUGAUGUCACAUAUGUUGAGAAAUAAAAUUGAGAUAAUGAAUGUGGUGGGGUUGCAUACAGAAUAAUUAUCUUGGUCACUGUUUAUCUAGUAUUUUAUAUUACCAAUCAAGAUAUUAGUUUUAAUAGGGCGUCUGGUCAGAAUAUAUAUAUCCACACUUUAUAUGUUAGGGUAAGAAUUAAUAGACAUGUAAUAAGUGCAUCUAGAAAUAAAUAUAACCAAUCAUAUAAGUCAAUGUAUAAAGUUUGGGCCUUUGAAGGAAAACAGGGUUCGUUUGCAUUUUCAUCAUUAAUCAUGUAUAUGUGAAACAGUCAUUUUAUUUUUUAAAUUUGGAUCUUUUAACAAGUUAGUUUGAAAUCUAAUAUUUGGGCCUUGUUUAAAUUAUAAAUUAAAAUGUAUCCUGGUUAAAUGUUGCAGUAAAUGUGGUUGGUAGAACAAAUAUAUUGAGGGAACGAAACAAUAGUAUGUAAAUAUGGGUUAAUUAUAAUGUUAAUGUGUAUUGUGUUUAUAUAUUUUUAUAAAUUUGGCUACAGUAUGGCCACAUUUUGUAUGCCUCAUAUUCUGCACAUGGGGCUCAACGUUAUCUGGUUUCUUGGUAGGACAUGUGAAAAAUAUUGAUGCAGUACUAUUGUAGGUCUAAGAUGUUGUGAAUGCAACCAAAUUUGGAGUGAAUCUUACAAGCUGCAAAGGCAAAACGAGUCGAGUAAGAUUCUUUUUGAAUUCAAUCCUCUAUUUCUCUCCCUGUAAUCAUCCAAGCAUUCCCAGAAAAUGGGAAUGUGACCAUACUGUAUCAUCUGUAUGCUGCAUGACAGAGUUAUUACUUCAACUGGAGAGUUUAGUAUUUUCCAAGGUUUUGAAUUUUAAGUACAUGUACUUCCAUUCCAAAUCAUCCAUAAAACAAUGAUUGACAAAAUAAACAUAUGAUAUUGAUCUGUACCUGGUUUGGUUCACUAAUCAAAAUAAUUAAAAUGGAUGUAAUCAAAUCGAUAAGUUUUCUACAGAUAGCCUGGAUCUCUUGUGUAAACAAAUUUUUAUUCUGUUAUUCUCAGUGGUUAUGCGAUUUUGGUGUGUAAAAUAAACGUGAAAUAAAAAUGGUUCAAAAGUCUAUCUGA
Messenger RNA from Patella vulgata (common limpet), 2566 nucleotides. Its product is annotated as receptor-binding cancer antigen expressed on SiSo cells. Bases 150 to 803 code for a protein of 217 amino acids. The record is from RefSeq and is a predicted model, not a curated record. Gene Ontology annotation, cellular component: secretory granule. NCBI's taxonomy places the organism in Eukaryota, Metazoa, Mollusca, Gastropoda, Patellidae. The transcript has 5 exons.